Molecule: messenger RNA, 1677 nt
Organism: Aspergillus melleus
Lineage: Eukaryota; Fungi; Ascomycota; Eurotiomycetes; Eurotiales; Aspergillaceae
Gene: MIC60
Product: MICOS complex subunit MIC60
Exons: 2
Coding region: 1-1677 (558 amino acids)
Biological process (GO): cristae formation
Cellular component (GO): MICOS complex
Source: RefSeq, a predicted model, not a curated record
AUGAAACCCACACAGGUUCUCGAUGCUAAAUCAGUCAUAGGUUCGCAGAGCGCUUCGUCGCCAGCACCGGCUGCGGCCCCGAAAACAGGUCGCUUCCGCCGGUUCCUGCUCUACUUGAUUCUCACUUCGGGCUUUGCCUACGGUGGAAGUAUCUUCCUUGCGCUGAAAUCCGACAACUUCCACGAUUUCUUCACGGAGUACGUCCCCUACGGUGAGGAGGCUGUCCUCUACUUCGAAGAGCGUGACUUUUACCGUCGAUUCCCCAACACCCUCGGAACCCAGAAGCGCGGUGGCUCCAAGGAUGAAGGCCCCAAGAUCACAAUCCCGAGCAAGAGCGGUCUCUCUUCGAAGGUUGCUGAGGAGGAGGAAUCCGGAACCGAUGUUUCCCAGAGAGGUCCUCACAUGAGUGCUGUACGCAAGAGUGAGGAGGCGCAGGUCAAGACCGAGGCUGCCAAGCCUGAGGAGAAGACGGCCGCCGUGGAAACGGCGAAGAGCAACAAGGCUGCCAAGGAAGCACCCAAGCUUGAGGAACCCAGGCAGCCUGCUGUUCCUGCUGUGGCGCCCCUUGAGUUCGCCAAGGUGAACGAGGGCGACGAGGCAAUCGUCCAGGAGCUGGUUAAAACUUUCAACGACAUCAUCACUGUUAUAGGUGCCGAUGACAACGCGGGCAAGUACACUACAUCCAUCCAGAAGGCCAAGGAUGAGCUCCAGAAGGUUGGAGACAAGAUCAUCGCUGUUCGGGAGGAGGCACGCCGCGCCGCCCAAGACGAGAUCGCGCAGGCCCAUUCGACUUUCGAUGAGUCUGCUCGUGAGCUCAUCCGUCAGUUUAACGAAGCACGCUCUGUUGAUGCGGCUCAGUUCCGGGAAGAAUUCGAGGCUGAGCGCGAGAAGCUGGCCAACGCCUACCAGGACAAGAUCAACACCGAACUGCAGAGAGCGCAAGAGUUGGCCGAACAGCGCCUUCAGAAUGAGCUGGUUGAGCAGGCCAUUGAACUCAACCGCAAGUACCUUCAUCAGGUGAAGGACCUCGUUGAGCGCGAGCGCGAGGGCCGUCUCAGCAAGCUCAACGAACUUACUGCCAACGUCAGCGACCUGGAGAAGCUUACCUCCGGCUGGAGGGAUGUCAUUGAUACCAACCUUAAGACUCAGCAGCUCCAGGUCGCCGUCGAUGCUGUCCGCUCUGUCCUCGAGCGCUCUACCGUUCCUCGGCCUUUCAUCCGUGAGCUUGUUGCCGUGAAGGAGCUGGCCGUUGAUGACGCCGUUGUCGAUGCUGCUAUUGCCUCCAUCAACCCCGCUGCCUACCAGCGCGGCAUCCCGGCCACGCCUCAAAUCAUCGAGCGUUUCCGUCGCGUCGCUGACGAGGUUCGCAAGGCUAGCCUUCUGCCCGAGGAUGCGGGUAUUGCCAGCCACGCCGCCAGCUUUGUCCUGAGCAAGGUCAUGUUCAAGAAGGAUGUGGUCGCGGGUAGUGAUGAUGUUGAGAGUAUCCUCGUUCGGACCGAGAACCUUCUGGAGGAGGGUAAGCUCGACGCUGCUGCCCGUGAGAUGAACAGUCUGACCGGAUGGGCCAAGAUCUUGAGUAAGGACUGGCUCAUCGAAGUGCGCCGUGUCUUGGAGGUCAAGCAGGCUCUUGAGGUCAUCGAAACUGAGGCGCGCCUUCAGUGCCUCCGAGUUGAAUAG